This is a messenger RNA of Tinamus guttatus (white-throated tinamou), 357 nucleotides long. RefSeq names its product serum amyloid A protein. The record is from RefSeq and is a predicted model, not a curated record. Gene Ontology annotation, cellular component: extracellular region. Lineage: Eukaryota; Metazoa; Chordata; Aves; Tinamiformes; Tinamidae.
AUGAAGCUCAGCAUCUGCCUCGUGCUGCUCUCUGUUGCUGCGUGUGCAAGCGCCGACAACCCCUUCUCCAGGGCUGGAAAGUUUGUCCGGGAUGCGGUGGGAGGCGCAGGGGACAUGUUCAGAGCCUACCAAGACAUGCGUGAGGCGAAUUAUGUAGGAGCGGACAAAUACUUCCAUGCCCGGGGGAACUACGAUGCUGCCAAAAGAGGCCCUGGGGGUGCUUGGGCUGCCAAAGUGAUCAGUGACGCCCGGGAGUUCUGGCAAGGCGGCGUGAGCGGCCGCGGCGCUGAGGACACGGCAGCCGACCAGGAGGCCAACAAGUGGGGCCGGAGCGGCGGGGACCCCAACCGCUACCGC